AUGGGGAAAGAGCAGGAACUGCUUGAAGCAGCAAGAACUGGAAAUGUUGCAGUUAUAGAGAGGUUGCUCGCCAGCAGAGUACGUCGAUCGGCAGGAGGGAGUGCACUUACAAGUGCUCUAGCCAGUCUCUGGAAUUUCAAAGGAGUAAAUGUGAACUGUGUGGAUGCUAAUGGCGGAACUCCUCUUCAUCUUGCUUCCCUCAAUGGACACAGGGAAGCAGUGACACUUCUCCUUCAAAAUGAGGCUCUGGUCAAUUCCACUGAUGAACGAGGAUGCACACCCCUGCAUUUAGCGUCAUGGAGUGGACGGUCCGACAUCUGCACCUUGCUUCUGCAACCCUCUUCAAUACCUGCUCAGAUCAACGCACAAAACAGUGAUGGUGAGACACCACUUCAUUGUGCUGCUCAACAUGGCCACUGCAUAACUGUCUCGGUCCUCCUCCAGGACAAUGCAGAUCCAACCAUACGAAACCUUGGAGAGUUCUCCCCCUUGGAUCUUGCUGCCCAAUAUGGCCGCCUUGAUGUUGUCAAACAGUUGAUCACAACUCACCCGACACUUGUGAACAACUUGAUAUUGAACCACUCUCCCUUACAUCUAGCGUCGAGGAGUGGACAUCGUGCCAUCGUCCAGUAUCUGCUGGAUUCUGGUUUCAGUGUCAACCUGAAGACUGAUGCAGGCACGCCAUUGCAUGAAGCUGCUACUUACUGUAAAACUGAUGUCAUCAAACUCCUGUUAGAUCGAGGUGUCAUGGUGGACGAGGAAGAUGCACGGGGACUCACACCUGCUGACAUCCUCAAAUCACUGCCGUCACAGAAGGCGCUUGAGGCCAUGAAGCUCAUCAGUGGUUUGGGAUCACAUCAAAUCCAGGACAGUGACCCUAUUGCAAAGAUGUAUGCGAAGAUGUCGUCAGUGACAAUAGAGAAGAAGGCAGCAGCAAAGCGGCAGGAAAGGUUUGGGGUGCAUUUAACUUCUCAUCUUGAUGAGUCAUUUGCCAGUGUUAAGUCCCUUGAUGCACUGUUUUCAUGGUAG
Haliotis rubra (blacklip abalone) is the source of this 1029-nucleotide messenger RNA. Its product is annotated as ankyrin repeat and SAM domain-containing protein 1A-like. NCBI's taxonomy places the organism in Eukaryota, Metazoa, Mollusca, Gastropoda, Lepetellida, Haliotidae. Bases 1 to 1029 code for a protein of 342 amino acids. The record is from RefSeq and is a predicted model, not a curated record. The transcript is spliced from 10 exons. Gene Ontology annotation, cellular component: cytosol. Gene Ontology annotation, molecular function: protein binding.